AUCAACACCAUCAUCUCCGACACCAUCACUGGCCUGCAGCUUCAGCUUCGCCAUUCACUCCAUGACUUUCGAGAAGGGCGUCACUGAAAUCGCGGACUCGGAUGAUGAUCCAAUGACGUCGUCACCUUGUGUUGUUCCGGAUGAAGCGGGCGACAAGCAUUGCGCAGUGUCCAAUGUUCCGUACCAAGAGCGACAAGACGCGCUGCACGUGGCAGAUGGCCUUCAACAAGCAUUGCCCGAACGCGAUGCCAGCACGUCUGUAAUCUUGGGCGCCGAUCUCAUUGAUGCUCCAGUUGACGUCCGCGCGUUGAGAAUUGAUCAGACUAACAUGAUGCUUCAUGAGACGACUGCAGCGCAAAGAGGAGAAGGAGCGGCUGUCGAAGGUGGCAGCCACGGCCUGAGACUCCACACACAAAAGCAUCCACAACAGCCAGAAUCGACGGCUAGAGACACGUCAGAGGGGCCUCACGUGAUGGUCGUUUCAACUGAAGACGGGGGUUCAGUUGCCAAGGAGGUUGAAUCUGACCCCACAGCCGGUGGUGACGAACAGCAACCACCCGUAAGCCAUGCCAAUCCAUAUCCUGCCGAACAGGAAGUACCUGAGGCUAUUCAACUCACGAUGGCGGAUGCGCCGUUGAACGUACCAGGUGCUACUGCACUCGCUCCAUCGGAGUUCAGCGUCGACUCCGAAUUCUCAAACGGAGCAACAUGUCAAUCGCAAAGUACUGUCACACGCGACAGUCUGCCCCAAGAGUCGAAAGAUGACCCGAGUCCAGCUGUACGGCAUCAUCUGAUAGAUGGACAUAUGAGCGAGAACGUAGAUCAUUCUCUGCCGGACUCAACAGCAGCCAGCAUGCAGUCAAAUACGACAAGUAUUACGAUAGGCUCGCCAGGCGACGCAGGUCCCGCCACGACCAUGCCGGACGACUACACCAGCUCCACGCGCCACAGGGCUCAAGACCAAGCAGAUAGGCCUCCUGACGCGCGAAUGAAUACCAACACUAGCGAAGCUGCAACGAUCGAAAACGGAACUAGCUCGGAGAUCGGUCAGGAACAAACUUCCCGAAGCCGAACCGCGGACCAACAGCCAUCCGUAGAAGAAGUGGCAUCAUCGAAAGAGAGCGCAAACUCAAGUUUUGGUGCUAGUUCACCAAUCGCUCAACCAUCUACCCAUGCCCAACCACACGCUGACGCCCAACGCUUGUCAUCGCCCAUCCCAAUGCCUCCGUCGAGAACACCACAGGAAAUCACCCUUGACAAUCUGAGAGCCCAAAAAGCUGCACUCUUAGCCUCUCUCGGUACCCUUCCAGCGAUCCAAGUGCUGAUGGAGGAGAACGCCCUUUCAGAUGCCGAAUCAGGCGAUGCCAAUGAUGAACCUACUGAGACCGAUAUCAUGGCGGCUGCAAACAAGAUCGUGAAAGAGCACAUCAAGUUGUUACACGAAUACAACGAGCUGAAAGAUGUGGGUCAGGGCUUGAUGGGCCUUAUUGCGGAUCAGCGGGGCGUACGGAUAGUCGAAGUUCAAGAGGAGUUUGGCAUCGAUGCGCAGGACUGAUCGCAGGUUUACCAGUGUACUGUGAACGCCAACGGGAGUGAGGAAGCGAUAGACGACGGCGUGAACUAGGUGUGAGAGGCGCAGAAUGAACACGGCAUCUGAGUGUCAAAUAAACCUUAUACUAUAUG
This is a messenger RNA of Alternaria rosae, 1683 nucleotides long. RefSeq names its product Swi5-domain-containing protein. The record is from RefSeq and is a predicted model, not a curated record. Gene Ontology annotation, biological process: meiotic joint molecule formation; meiotic DNA recombinase assembly involved in reciprocal meiotic recombination; double-strand break repair via homologous recombination. The coding region runs from base 62 to 1555 and encodes 497 amino acids. Gene Ontology annotation, cellular component: Swi5-Swi2 complex; Swi5-Sfr1 complex. The transcript has 2 exons. NCBI's taxonomy places the organism in Eukaryota, Fungi, Ascomycota, Dothideomycetes, Pleosporales, Pleosporaceae.